Messenger RNA from Coregonus clupeaformis (lake whitefish), 1443 nucleotides. Its product is annotated as cytochrome P450 2B5-like. The transcript is spliced from 7 exons. Lineage: Eukaryota; Metazoa; Chordata; Actinopteri; Salmoniformes; Salmonidae. Gene Ontology annotation, molecular function: heme binding; monooxygenase activity; iron ion binding. Bases 21 to 1154 code for a protein of 377 amino acids. The record is from RefSeq and is a predicted model, not a curated record.
UUUCCUGCUGCCCAGUCACCAUGAUAGGGUCUGUGAUGUUGUUGCUCUUUUUCCUCCUUCUGUUCUUCUUCAUCAGGGUCCGCCGACCUAAAAACGUCCCCCCAGGACCCCGUCCCCUGCCCAUCCUCGGCAAUCUGCUACAGCUGGACCCUGUCAACCCCCUCAAAGACCUGGAAAGGCUGAAGAGGCGCUAUGGUAACGUGUUCAGUCUGUACAUCGGAUCACGGCCUGUCGUAGUUCUGAAUGGCCUUGAGGCGGUUCGUGAGGCACUGGUGACACGCACAGCGGAAUUUUCAGGACGACCAAACCAUCUCAUGAUCAGCGACAUCACAGAAGGCAAAGGUAUUGGGUUCUUGAUCCCUAGUUUAUAUGAACUCAUACCUGCCCUGAGGGCCCUACCCUUGCCCUUCAAGAAAGCCUUCCACAUCUAUGAUGAAAUCAAAGAACAUGCACAGAAGGCUGUGACCCGCCACAAAAGUUCAAGGGUCACAGGAGAACCCAGGGACCUCAUUGACUGCUACCUUGACCAGAUUGACAAGAUUGGUGAUGGAGGCUCCACAUUUAAUGAUGUUCAGAUGGUGUUUCUACUAAUUGAUCUUUUCAUUGCUGGGACAGACACCACUUCCAACACCCUCCGCUGUGCCAUUCUACACCUGAUGACCAACCAACACAUACAGGAACGCUGUCACUGGGAAAUUGAGGACGUUAUUGAGGGACGUUCAUAUGCCUCGUUUGAGGACCGACACGCCAUGCCGUAUGUUCAAGCCGUGAUCCACGAGUCACAGCGGAUGGCUGACACUGUUCCUCUUAGCGUGUUCCAUAUGACCUCCUGCAACACGCAACUACACGGCUACCAGCUGCCCCAGGGCACGAUGGUGAUUCCUAACCUGUCCUCUGUGCUCCAUGAAGAGGGCCAGUGGAAGUUCCCUCAGGAGUUCAACCCUGACAACUUCCUCAACGAGGAUGGCGAGUUUGUGAAACCAGAGGCCUUUCUGCCAUUCUCAGCAGGCUCUCGUGUAUGCCUGGGAGAAGGGUUUGCGCGCAUGGAGCUCUUUCUGAUACUGGUGACCUUGCUUCGACGUUUCCAAUUUGUCUGGCCUGAGCAAGAAGGUGCGCCUGACUUCCGCCAGAUUUUUGGCAUAGCACAGGCGUAAAAACCCUACCGCCUGGGAGUGCGCCUGAGGAGCAGCCAGUGAUGGUGAACUACACACAGUUUUCACUUAGGGUCAAUAUCACUAAAGCAGCACAUUAAACAAUGCUGUACCCUCCAUUGAGUGCCUUAUAGUUUUUGCUAAACACAUUUUGUGACCUGUGAAGGACAGACUAAAUAAAAUGACCUAUUUUCAUGUGAAACAAAUGAACCUCCUCAACAGGUAAACAUCAUGUAACAUGUAGAAUUAUGUAAUAUUCUGCAGCCAGUCCAGAAAUAAAUGGGAUAGUGAU